Molecule: messenger RNA, 2122 nt
Organism: Anopheles coustani
Lineage: Eukaryota; Metazoa; Arthropoda; Insecta; Diptera; Culicidae
Gene: MTPAP
Product: poly(A) RNA polymerase, mitochondrial
Exons: 2
Coding region: 131-2050 (639 amino acids)
Biological process (GO): mitochondrial mRNA polyadenylation
Molecular function (GO): poly(A) RNA polymerase activity
Source: RefSeq, a predicted model, not a curated record
UGGCAAGAAAUAAACAUCAUGUAACAGGAUCGUGUUUAUUGAAUCGUGAAAUAUUCUGUGUAGAUUGCCUUCCAUCGCGCCGGUGGAUCCAGUAUUCGUUUCGUAAGAUUCGAAUCCAUUCACUGCCAAAAUGUUUCACAUUUACCGGACGACAGUUCGCCCGAGGCGGACGCCCGUGGUUGGGUUCCUCCGACGGAUACUUCAGCCACCCGGGCGAACAGCCUUCCCUCGACCAAGCUGGCCAGUUCGGUACUGCAGUGCAAAUGUUCGAACGUUCGAUACGAUGCUGUCAGCAAGGCGUACAGAGGCAAGGCGAAGCAUACUGGUGCAAGUGAGCAGCGAACGAUCGUACAACGAGUUGUACCACUACUGCUCACAGUUUGGAAACAUUGAAACCGCGCACCAUUAUCGCGUGGAGGGCGAUUCGGACGGAGAUUGUCAUUACAUCCUCCUCGAGUACAGCAGCACCUCGGAGGCCGAUGCGGCCAUGCAAUCCGGUGUAUUCAGCACAGAACGACCCGGUGUAAGAGCGCGGUCCAUAUUCAUGUGGUUCCGUACCGGCCCAAAACCGAAGCUAGUCGUCCAGGAAGAACCAAAGCGACCACUCUCGCCGAUCGACGGGACGCGAUCGAUCGAGGAAGCCGAUCUGAAUGAACUCCUAUCGGCGGCGGAAACAAUCGACGAUCAGGUGAAGGUGUUGCAUCGGGUAACGAUGCUAAACGACCUUGGUAAAAGGCUUCGGUUUUUAGCGGUACGUCAGCUAGAAUCUUCGCUUCAGGGAAUGUUCCCUCAGGCACUGGCCCACCCUUUUGGAUCCUCCGUGAACGGGUACGGUCGGAUGGGGUGUGAUUUGGAUGUGAUACUCGAUCUGGACUCGCGAUCGGGUGAACCACCGGAUCGGAACUCCCGGCUCGUGUACCACACGAAAGCAACCAACCCAAACGAGAGGACUCAGGUGCAGCGACAGCUAGAAUCCAUUGGGGACGUUCUGCAACUGUUCCUUCCGGGGGUCAAUAGCGUACGGAGGAUACUGAAAGCUCGCGUCCCCAUCGUGAAGUAUCACCACGAGCAUCUGGACCUGGAGAUCGAUCUCACGAUGAACAAUACCGCAGGCGUGUACAUGUCCGAGCUGCUCUAUCUGUUCGGGCAGCUGGAUGAGCGUGUCCGGCCGCUAACGUUCUGCGUGCGCCGUUGGGCUCAGUCGGUCGGACUGACGAAUCAAGCUCCCGGCUAUUGGAUUACAAAUUUUUCCCUCACCAUGCUGGUCAUGUACUUUCUACAGCAGCUCAAAACUCCCAUCCUGCCAUCGAUCAACAAGCUCAUUCAACUCAGUGCCGCUUCCCAGCAGCAAGACACGCUGUCGUUGACGAGGUUCGGCGACAGCGGGGAGGCGGGAUGGGCGCUGGCGUUUCUCAAAAAUCCCUCUAUCUACGGAUCGUUCCAGAGUACGAACACGUCCACGCUGGAGCAAUUACUCGUGCAGUUUUUCGAGUUUUACUCGGCGUUCGAUUUCAGUCAGCGUGCAAUAAGUCUAAACAUCGGUGGAUCCAUACUAAAACCCGACCACAGCCCGAUGUACAUCGUAAAUCCACUCGAGACCGUGCUAAACGUGAGCAAAAACGUAAAUCUCGAGGAGACGGAACUAUUUCGCAUGCAGGUACGCAAUGCCGUCUGGUUGUUGGAAGCGAAUGGGAAGGAAACGUCGACGCCAGCUGGUUCUGCAGGCCGGGCAGCAGAACCGUGGGGUCUGGUGAGCCUGUUCGGUCCGAAGCAGCAGGAACGCAUUACGCCGCAAAUGUUCUUCACCAAACGGAUGCUUAAUGUGAAGGACAUUUUUGAUGAUGUCCCGUCGGACGAAACCCAAUCGGAGCACCAGCGACAGUAUCGGAACCCGGCGAUAAAAAGCCAAAUAGCUGCCAUUCAGCGAGCGACAAAAGUGGAAAUCAGUAAGUUAAGCACGGGAGCGCGACCGGGAAGUACGACCGAAGCAAGGGCCGCCACAAUCGAGGGAACCGGUGUGAAGCUAAAACGAAACACGAAACGCCGGUGAUGAAUGGAAAAGGGGCACGGUUUAGAGGUAGGAAAUAAAAAGCACACACCACGUGGUCGUUGUGGAUUGUUG